AUGUUCCCCGGGAAGCUUGCACUGCUGGCCUGCACUUUCGGGGUUGUCCUGUCGCGAUCUGCAGGGCAAGACUGUGAGAUCCAGGGAAGGCCAGAGCCAGAGGAUGCUGGAGAUGCCAGUGUUUUUCUUCAGCAAGAUCUCCACCUGCGGAAGGAUGGGCUUGCAGCACGUGCGGUGACAAUCGAUAUCAGUCAGAGCCAGGCUGUCGCACGUGUGUCGGAUCCACCAAACAAAUCUGGGGUUACUGUGCCAAACUUGGGUGUGAGAGUUGUGGACUUCGGCUGGGCAGUAUUCGUCCCGAUCGUCGCUGUAUGGGUGGCGGCCUUUCUGCAUGAGCGGAGAGUUUCCGAAAGCAGGAGAACAAUGAUUGGCUGGGUGCCCCUGCAGAGAAAAGCUUGCCAGAUUUUCUGCACGUGGCAGAGCUUGGGCGGCUUCCUCCUGGGUGGCGCGAGCAUGCCCCUGGUGCUGGACUAUGCACUCAGCCUGGACCAAACUCCAACAGCAUCUGGAUUCUUUAUCGGCAUCCAGCUGGUCGCGUCGGUUCUGGGAACCCUCGUCGGCAAUCAGCUCGUUGCCGAGACGAGGUGGAACCAGUUCUUCGUCAGGCGGCUGCUGCUGACUGUCUACUUCUUCACCUCCCUUUCGACCUUGGCCUUGGCGUGCUUUCUGAACUGGACUGCCGCGAGCAGCCAUGUGAGCCUCGUUUGGUGGGCUGGGAUUGCUUGGAACUUCAUGAUCGCCUUUGUUGCGGGCAUUCCGAACGUUAUUGGUGUGCUCCUCUGGACUAAAGUCACCAACCCAGGCAAUCGCACGAUAUGGACCGUCAUAAUGCAAUGCUCCCGAAGCGCCGGCAUGGCUAUCGGCCCUGUCUGUUUCUCGCUGAUAAGCCGGGCGGUUAUCAAGGGAGGCGACGCCGUGAGCCCUCGGAGCAUGAUGGCCUGGGUUUGUGUCUUCAGUACUUGGGUUGGCCUCGUCUCCCUCUCAAUCUGCGUCUUCGGGCUGCCAACCGAGCUCCCCCCAGCACUCCCAGAGACCCAGGUUGAGGCGGCUCCUACGGCCAGGAAAUCAGGGGAGGCCCGGCCGGAAGAGCUGGAAGAUCCCGACAGACAGACGGUGUAUUGGAAGAUGUUCGCACACUUUUGCGAGCGGCCAAUGACACUCGCAGCAAUUGAGGUGUCCAUCACCAUGAUGCUGGAGUUGUUCUACGGCUGGGAUGCCUAUCAUUGUGGCUUCUGCUUGACUAUCAUGUGUCCGGUGGGCAUCGUUCUAGCUGUAGCCAUGAAGAUUUUGAUCAACAGCGGCUUCCUUGCAGAGUCCUCUGUCUAUUUCUCUGCGAUGCUGGCCUCCGUCAUCGGCGCUGCGAUGCUUUUUGAUGGGGGCAAUGCAGGGGCCUGGACUCUUAUCGCAGGUGGCACGGUCAUUUUUAGUGGAACUGCCGUGGCGAAUGGCAUUGCAGAUGGUUGGGGGUCCCGGGCGGCGAAGGAGGGCACGAGUUUCGGCCAGGCACAGUUCCAGCUGCUGAAGCUUCUUGCCAUCUGCCUCGGUAACUUUGCUGGGGACACUGGUGGCCGCUUUCUGGUUGAUUUCGGCGGUCGCAACACUUACGCAGGGGCUCAGCUUGUGCUGUGCCUAUUGGGAGCACACACCGCGUACGGAGCCUGUCGGCCCCUGUGGGCCAAGCAAAACGAAGAGUGGGAGGCUGAGGAAUUUGAUGCGAAGAGCUCCGGCUGUAAGUUGGCGUCAGCUCCGGAGGACUCACCGAAUCCUUCCGAGGCUUCGCCUUUCAGGUAG
Messenger RNA from Symbiodinium sp. CCMP2592, 1791 nucleotides. Lineage: Eukaryota; Dinophyceae; Suessiales; Symbiodiniaceae. The record is from the annotation of a GenBank genome assembly.